ACUCAAUUUCCCAAGAGCCAUCAAAUGCGGAACAUCCCACUGAAGGGGUGGGGAGUCAUAUGACAGGAGCAAAAUGGCUGCCGUCCAGUGGCACUCUCGUGUACGAAACUAUGAGGCAGAACUGCAAGGCUGUCGCCUUGAAUCCGUGCCCGUGGAGUUCGGUGAUUACCACCCGCUUAAGCCCAUCACUGUGACGGAGUCAAAGUCGCGGCGAGGAGGACGCAAAGGCAGCACUUCCUCCUCCUCUUCCUCCUCCAGCUCGGCCGCUCCGGACCCGCUCAGCUCCAUGCUGGACGGCACCGACCCGCUGUCCAUGUUCGCGGCGGCUUCUGUCGGAGAGGCGCCCGCCGCCCCGCACGGAGCCGGCUCUGGGGAGGCGGGGAGGAAGCGGAAGGAGAAGGAGGAGGAGGCGGGGGUGGGCUUGGACUUCGAACCCUGGUCUGCCAAGAGAGGAGAGAUCCUGGCCAGGUUCACCACCACAGAGAAGCUCUCCAUCAACCUCUUCAUGGGCUCAGAUAAAGGGAAGGCCCCGAGCCCAGGCUCAGCCGUGUCGGAGAAGGUGCGGACCCGACUGGAGGAGCUGGACGACCUGGAGGAGGGCUCCCAGAGGGAGAUGCUGAACCUUUCCCAGCAGGACUAUGUGAAUCGCAUAGAGGAGCUCAAUCAGUCACUGAAGGAGGCCUGGGCCUCUGACCAGAAGGUCAAAGCGCUGAAGAUCGUCAUCCAGUGCUCCAAGCUGCUCUCUGACACAGCUGUGAUUCAGUUCUACCCCAGCAAGUUUGUCCUCAUCACAGAUAUCCUGGAUACUUUCGGGCGCCUGGUAUACGAGCGGAUCUGGUCCAUGUGCUCUGACUCUCGGCUCCUGCCAGACUCCUUCUCUGCGGACGAUGUGAACGACACGGCCAAGGAGACCUGCCUCAACUGGUUCUUCAAGAUCGCUUCCAUUAGAGAGCUCAUUCCCCGACUGUAUGUGGAGGCUGCGAUCCUUAAGUGCAACCGCUUUCUCUCCAAGACUGGGAUCCAGGAGACUCUUCCGCGCCUCACGGCCAUGAUUCGAGGCAUAGGGGACCCCCUGGUGGCAGUGUACGCCCGAGCGUACCUCUGCCGGGUGGGCAUGGAGGUGGCUCCGCACCUGAAGGACAGCCUCAAUAAGAACUUCUUCGACCUGCUGGGCUCCUUCCGGCAGAUCCACGGAGACAGCGUGCAGAACCAGCUGGUCCUGCAGAGGGUGGAGAUCCCGGUCUACCUCACCCUGUACUCCCCUGCCAUACACUGGAUCCUGCAGUGUGUGUCCUACAAAGCCCCGGAGGCCCUGCUGACAGAGAUGAUGGAGCGCUGCAAGCAGAUAGGGAACAAUGCCUUGCUGCUGAACUCGGUGAUGUGGGCGUUCCGGGCGGAGUUUGUGGCAGCGAGGGCCACUGACUUCAUCGGCAUGAUCAAGGACUGUGACGAGGCUGGGUUCCCCAAGCACCUGUUGUUUGGGUCUCUGGGUCGCAGUCUGGCCUGUGCAGACCCCCCAGAGAGUGAGAGGCUGUCUAUUCUCAACGAGGCCUGGAAGGUGAUCACCAAAGUGCGCAGCCCACAGGACUACAUCAACUGUGCCGAGAUCUGGGUGGAGUUCACCUGCCGCCAUUUCACUAAGCGUGAGGUGAACACCGUGCUCUCUGACAUCAUCAAACACAUGACCCCGGACCGGGCCUUCGAGGAAGCCUACCCACAGCUGCAGUCGGUCAUAAGGAAGGUCCUCACCUACUUCCACGACUUCUCCGUGCUCUUCUCCAUGGAGAGGUUCCUUCCGUUCCUGGACAUGUUCCAGAAGGACAGCGUCAGGGUGGAGGUGUGCCGCUCCAUCAUGGAGGUGUUCAUAAAGUACCAGCAGGAGCCCACGCGUGACCCGGUCAUCCUGAAUGCUCUACUGCACGUCUGCAAGACCAUGCACGACUCGGUCAAUGCUCUAACUCUGGAUGAUGAGAAGAGGUCUCUGGCCCUGCUGAUAAACGGCUUUAUCCGCAUGGUGUCCUUCGGCCGGGACUUUGAGCAGCAGCUGAGCUUCUGCGUGGAGGCCCGGGCCACCUUCUGCAACCUGGAGCCCGUGAUGGUGCAGCUGAUCCAUACGGUGAACCAGCUCGCCAUGGAGACGCGGCGGGUGAUGAGGGGCAGUCACUCCCGCAAGACGGCCGCCUUCGUCAGGGCCUGUGCCGCCUACAGCUUCAUCACCAUCCCGUCUCUCACCAGCAUCUUCAGCCGGCUCAACCUCUACCUGCUGUCUGGGCAAGUGGCGCUGGCCAACCAGUGUCUCUCCCAGGCGGACGCGUUCCUAAAAGCGGCGGUCAGCGUUUUGCCGGAGGUGCCUCGCAGCAUCAGCGUUGAGGGCAAACUGCGCUCGUCAGAGGGCUUCCUGCUCGACUUCAUCAACAACUUCCUGUCCACCCUGCUGGUGGUGCCGGACCACCCAGAGCAGGGUGUGCUGUACCUGGUGCGGGGGCUGCUCAACAUGGUGCAGGACUACACCUGGGAAGAGAACAGCGAUGCCAAGGUGCGCGUCUACAUCAGCGCCCUGCCCAUCCUAGCAGCCAUGAGCCAGGAGAGCUACCUGUACUGCAUCCCUAAAGUGGACUCCAAUGAGACCCUGUACGGAGGGGACCCAAAGUUUGUAGCGGAGAUCAACAAGUUGUGCGAGACCCUGAUUGGUCAGGUGCUGGAUCACCUGAAGACCUUGGGGAGAGAUGAGGGCGUGCGCAGACAGGGUAGUUUGGCGUUCUCUCUGUUCGGCUGCCUGCUCGCUCAUGGUGAUUUGCGCAACAACAAACUCAACCAGCUGGCGGUCAACCUGUGGAACCUGAGCCACAAGCAUGGCUACUGCGACACACGCACCUCGGUCCGCACCCUGGAGUACAUCAAACACCAGGGCCUGCAGCCCAACAUGAGCCACAUCUCAGAGAUGGCUCAACGGCUCUCUCUGCAGUCCAGGGCCUGAACUGCAUCUGCCCAGCCUGCACCCACAGACCACCGGGCCUACAGGUCUAAUUCCACAUCACACCAGGACUACAGCUCCAAUCCCACAUCCCGCUAGGACUACAGCUCCCAUCCCACAUCCCGCCAGGACUACAGCUCCCAUCCCACAUCCCGCUAGGACUACAGCUCCCAUCCCACAUCCCGCUAGGACUACAACUCCCAUCCCACAUCCCGCUAGGACAUCCCGCCAGGACUACAGCUCCCAUCCCACAUCCCGCCAGGACUACAACUCCCAUCCCACAUCCCGCUAGGACUACAGCUCCCAUCCCACAUCCCGCCAGGACUACAGCUCCCAUCACUCAUCCCAGCAGGGCCGCAGCUCCAAUCCCAGCAUCCUCCACAAACUCUCCCUUCAGCCGGUUCCACGCAGGCAUGCAACACUUAAUCACGCUUACAGAGGACUGCCAGCGGCUCUUGAUCAGCGUUUAGACCAUAUUGUCGUAGAGAUGCACCGUCUUAAUCCCGCUGCCUGUUCAGUGUUUGUGUACUUGUGUACGCGUGAUUUUUUCAAAUCAGUCUUUGUACAAAUAAACCUCUCAUCUCUAACACAAGUCAAAGGACGAUUGGAUGUCCGGGCAUGAUUUGACUUUGCUGACUGUAAUGCCAUGCGUUUCACAUGGCGCGUCUUCAGAGGAAGGCAGGAAGAAGCAGUAACGUCCAAACCAGAGCAGCGGAGGACGUCGUGGAUUUUAAGUUAUUUUGUUAAAUUCAGAGUGUGGGGCUCCUACCACCGUGUGCCUGGUCCAGUGCCCACAGCGCAGGUGCCACUACAGUGAGGCUGUCAUCAGAGAGAAAUAGACCGUGGUCAUUUAACGGUGUACAGGACCUGACAGGCCUGGAAUCAUCAGACCCUGUGCUCCAGAACCACAGUCUGUUAUCUUUAGAAGUGGUACAAUGACCAAGUGACCAAUACAUUUCUCUACUUUGCACAACUGCUGAGGUGCACAAUGUAUGCCAUAGUACGAAUGAUUUGUGCUUAAAA
Messenger RNA from Anguilla anguilla (European eel), 3997 nucleotides. RefSeq names its product VPS35 endosomal protein sorting factor like (gene vps35l). The record is from RefSeq and is a predicted model, not a curated record. Gene Ontology annotation, biological process: endocytic recycling. The coding region runs from base 74 to 2977 and encodes 967 amino acids. Lineage: Eukaryota; Metazoa; Chordata; Actinopteri; Anguilliformes; Anguillidae. Gene Ontology annotation, cellular component: endosome. The transcript is spliced from 30 exons.